Molecule: messenger RNA, 2273 nt
Organism: Emiliania huxleyi CCMP1516
Lineage: Eukaryota; Haptophyta; Isochrysidales; Noelaerhabdaceae
Exons: 7
Coding region: 24-2273 (749 amino acids)
Biological process (GO): cell division
Molecular function (GO): protein binding
Source: RefSeq, a predicted model, not a curated record
CCGCUCAGCAGCUCGCUGCCGACAUGAACGAGACGCUCUGGGCCUACUGCCAGAGCUCGCUGCAAAAUCACCUGUACGAGAACGCCAUCUUCCUCGCCGAGCGCCUGUGUGCCGAGACUCCCUCCGAGGCCUCGAGGCUGCUGCUCGCCAACUGCCACUAUGCUUCGGGCGCGCCUGCGCGCGCAUGCGCCAUCCUCGGCAACUGCUCGGCGCCGCAGAAUCGCUACCUACUCGCCCUCUGCCACGUCAAGCUCGGGCGGCACUUGGAGGCGCAGCGUGCGCUACUUGGCUCCGCCUCGCCCAGCGCAGACCCAACGGGGACGGCGAUUGUCCCGAACGGCGCCGCGGGUCUCUACCUGCUCGGCACCAUCUGCCUCAAGGUGCAGCCGCAGCCGCCAGCGUCGCUGCCGCGCGACGAUACCAACGAGCGCUCGCGUGCCGUCCUCUACUUCAAGCGUGCCCUCGAGCUCGACCCGUACCUGUGGAGCGCAUACGAAGCGCUCGCAGCGCUAGGGAAGGAGUUCCCGCCGCCGCCGCUGCCGCUGCCGGCGGCGCCUCCGGGGUGGGAGCCGCCCCUCGCGAUGGCGGGGUGCGGGGCGGCGGGCUCCACCCCCCUCCCCGGAGGAGGGACGACACCGGUGAGGCAGCCAGAGUGCGCAGCCAUGCCGGGCCGCCUCUUCUCGCCGCCGGACGUCUUCUCGGCCCCUCCCCCUUGCGCGAGGGGAGGCCACCCCGUCUCUGCGAGCGGCGCGACGCCCGCCGUCGCCGCGCUCGCAAUCUCGACGCCGCAGCUCACGACGCCUUGCUCCGCCGUCCCUCCCUGCGCCCUCUCCCUCCCCGGCGGGGGCAGUGCCGCCGGCCAGCAGCUGCCCGCUUCGUCGCUGCCGUCGCCAAACGUCUCGUCGCGCCGCCGGCCGCAGCCGCGCGCGAGCGCCGCCGACGCCGCAGCCACGCCCGCGGUGGCGACGCCGGACGACACGCCGGCCGGCCGCGCCGCCGCGUCGGGCGCACCCCCGCCGAUAGGGCGGGGGAGGAGGGAGCGGCCGCCGCCGCAGAGCGCGCAGCUCUCGUCGGCGGCGCCGGUGCGGCGGUCGUCGCGACUCUCCGCGGGCAGCGCGGGCGGCGGCGCGCCGCUGUCUGCGCAAGGGCGCGAGGCGGAGUUGCCGCCGCCGCCGUCGCCCGGCCGGGGAGGGGCGGUGGGAGGAGGGGCGGGGGACGGGCGGGCUGCUGGCGUGCUCGGCGCGUGCUGCCUGGUCGGGCCGAGAUUGCGCGAGAUUGCGCGCGAGAUCAGCGCCGAAGCCGGCCCGAGAGUAGGCGAGGCGGCGUCGGGGCCGGAGCGGGCGGUAUCGCUGCUGCGCCACCUCGCGGACGCGUACCGCUCCCUCUCGCUCUUCCAGUGCCAGGAGGCGAUUGAUGCCUUCGAGCGGCUGCCGCAGGCGCACUUCAAGUCGGGGUGGGUACUCAGCCAGGUGGGGCGCGCGCACUACGAGAUGGUCCGGUACUCGGAUGCGCUGCGCGCUUUCAAGAAGGCGCACGAUGUGGAGCCGCACCGGCUGGCGGGGAUGGAGCUGCACUCCACCAUCCUGUGGCACCUGAAGCGAGAGGUGGACCUCUGCCACCUCGCCAAGCGCGCCGUCGAGCCGGACCGCGCCUCGAGAUUACCCGAGGAGCACGACACGGCGCUCAAGUUCUUUUGCCGCGCCAUCCAGCUGGCGCCCGACUUUGCGUACGCGCACACGCUGUGCGGGCACGAGCACGCCGCCAAGGACGACUUCGACAACGCGUCCAAGGCGUACGAGACGGCGCUGCUGCACGACCCGAGGCACUACAACGCGUGGUACGGGCUGGGCAACAUCUACUUUCGGCAGGAAAAGUACUCCGACGCCGAGGUGCACAUGAAGCGCGCGCUGCGGAUCAACUCGUGCUCCUCGCCGCUACACUGCUACCUCGGCAUGGCGCUGCACAGGCCGCCGCUGCCUCGAGGGGCCGACGGCCUCCGCCCCCCCACCGCCCCCCAGGCGCAGGUGCUGCUCUCGAUGGACAAGAGCGAGGCGGCGCUCGCCGAGCUGCAGCUGCUGGUCGAGGUCGCGCCAAAGGAGGGCAUGGUCCACCUGACGAUGGGCAAGCUGUACAAGAAGCUCGGCCGGCCGCAGGAGGCGGUGGUGCACCUCACGCGCGCGCUCGACCUCUCGCCAAAGGACUCGCAGCAGAUCAAGGCCGCACUGCUCAACCUGCAGCGCGACCGCGACGACGACGAGGAGGAGGAGCUGUGA